Molecule: messenger RNA, 1584 nt
Organism: Osmerus eperlanus (European smelt)
Lineage: Eukaryota; Metazoa; Chordata; Actinopteri; Osmeriformes; Osmeridae
Gene: etsrp
Product: ETS1-related protein
Exons: 8
Coding region: 72-1205 (377 amino acids)
Biological process (GO): cell differentiation; regulation of transcription by RNA polymerase II
Cellular component (GO): nucleus
Molecular function (GO): sequence-specific DNA binding; DNA-binding transcription factor activity, RNA polymerase II-specific
Source: RefSeq, a predicted model, not a curated record
GAUCGGGAUGAAAGACAACACAAUUCAGGAUACCUUUAAACUAUAAGUAGAAACAGUAGUUUACGAGGAAUAUGUACUGGGAUAACAUCCAUAAAACUAUCGAGAGAGACUUAGACAAAGAUUCUAUAAAGAUGGAGAUGUACCAAGCUGGACAUUACACAGACUUCAGAACACAAGAAGUUCCUGCUGGUUUUGACUUUGCAGCAUAUGACUACAAUGGUGAAGACCUGUCUUUUCUGUUAGACAGUAAAGGACCUGGGCAGCAGCAGUACCUGGACAGCUACCGAGAGCCACAAAAACAAAAAUGCCUACAUGAUAUCAAAGUAAACACCAAUGACUCUGUACUGUUCAACCUGGAUUCAUACCCAGAAUUAAGCUGUUGGGCGUCAAACCCACGUGAUGCGGUGACUUUGGACCAUUCCACUCAGACCUACCACAGUCUAAUGCCCCAGAAAGGACAAUUGAGCCCAGGCAUAGAUGACGCCAGCAGCCCUUUCUUGCAGAGUAAAGACACCAACCACAGAGGAAUCACUAGCACUGUCAGCCUAGACCAUCUUGGUGAAGUAGUCCAGAGUUAUGGUCACAACCUAGGUGAGCUGUAUGACUUGGAAGAACAAAGAUCUUCCUCUUUCUGGCCUGAAUAUCCUACGCUUGGCUACACAGCCCCCAUGCCACACCCAACUGCUUCAAAAGCUGGAUCCCAGUCACCAGAGCAGUACUGCCCUCGUGUGGCUAAACGCAAAAGUACACACUCCCAAAGACCAGCGAGAGAAGGACAGAUGGUGGGCAUGUCAACUUAUCCAGGAUCUGGCCCUAUCCUGUUGUGGCAGUUCCUUUUGGAGCUUCUGCUCGACUCUGCCUGUCAUAGCUUUAUCUCCUGGACUGGAGACGGCUGGGAGUUCAAGAUGUCUGACCCAGCAGAGGUGGCUAAACGUUGGGGCCAGUGCAAGAACAAGCCCAAGAUGAACUACGAGAAGUUGAGUCGUGGUCUACGCUACUACUACCACAAGAACAUCAUCCACAAGACGGCAGGAAAACGCUAUGUGUACCGCUUUGUCUGCGAUGUGCAGGGUAUGGUGGGGAAGACUGCACAGGAGGUCCUUGACAGCCUGAACAUUAUAUCUACAGGCAUAGAGUCCUCUUGGCAGUGCCCGGAUGUGACACCAACAUCCCCAGAACAGAGCAAUGACACAUGGGCAGUAUAGUAGUGGACAAGCUUUUAAAGGUUUGUUGUGGCCACAUCAGGGAAGACCUUCUCCGCCUAUUGGCCAAUGACUCUACAACCUCUGAUUUAAUCAAUUGUCAAUGCAAUGUUGUUGAAUGCAUUAACUGAUGUUAGUUAUUGAUGUGAAAUUGGAAACAUUAUUUUCUUGAGAGGCAGGUUAUUUAAAUUUAGCACUAUGCAAUAUAUUAGCCUAAAGCUAUACUUUGUUUUGUAAAAAUGUUUUACUCUGAUUUGAGUAGUGAUAGUUUGUAAAUGGAAAUAUUUUUCUACAUAUACAUUUACAUAUAGACUAAAUAAAAUGACAAUGUGAUUGAAUAAAAAAUAAUCUGUCUAUUCUGUUCAGCUACAAACUGUUUUGG